Messenger RNA from Paralichthys olivaceus (Japanese flounder), 3017 nucleotides. Lineage: Eukaryota; Metazoa; Chordata; Actinopteri; Pleuronectiformes; Paralichthyidae. The record is from RefSeq and is a predicted model, not a curated record.
GGAGACUGAGUAUAAAGGCCUCCAGCUGUCUCUGGACCAGGCCGCAUCCAAGGGGUCCUUCCCCUACAGCAGCAGCAGCGCGGCCAGCAGCCUCGUGGACAGCUGCAGGACUCCCAAGAGCAAAGUGUCCCGGCACAAGACCAAAGCUAGACUGUCCCCGUACACACAGUAUCCCAGUUUCCAGACGGAGCGCUCAGAGUCUGACCAGGACAGUCCGUGGGGCAGCAGCCCCCUCACCGACUCGGCCUCCCCUCAGCUCCUGGAGCAGAGUGAAGGUCUGGACGCCUCCUGUGUUUAUAGGCAGUUCACCGAUCCUCGCACGCUUUGCUACAGCCCGUCCGAAGAGCAGCGCCACGCACACCUCCACACACACGGUCAAGGCCAGCGUUGUGAGCGGGGCCGAUGUGAGGCUGGGCGGUACUUCCUAGGAGCGCCUCCGCCCAGCAGCAAUGUGUUGUGGGGCACCAGCCGGUCCAUUCUACCGCUGAGCAAGAGUUCCCUGGAGAACCACGAUGGAUAUGACAGCAGCAUGCCGCACAUCACAGCCAUCCACAGCUACAAUGGCCAGGGCCACUGGGAUGAGGACAGUGUGGUCAGCUCUCCAGACGCAGGCUCAGCCAGUGACUCAGGGGAUCGAUACCGAGCUGACCACUACCACUGCAGCCCACAGGAGCCCAGCAAGAUCGAGACGCUGAUCCGAGCCACGCAGCAGAUGAUCAAGGAAGAAGAAAGUCGACUUCAGCUACGCAAGGGUCCUCCAGAUUCCCCACUGGGACCAGCAAAUGGACUGCCCAAGGGCACAGGUCCGUGCUUCGCACCUGAGUAUACUCAGGGGCCCCUGCCACUACAGUCAGUGGUGUGUCGAGGGUUGAGUCAGGCGAUCAGCCCUGCAAAUAGCCCCGCCCCCCUGUCCAGGCUCAGCAGUCCAGGAUCGGAGCGCCUCCAAAAGCCCAAAGACUACCUCCAGACAGACCUGCCCCCCCUUUCUUUGCCAUUACAUCACCCGCUGACUCGCCCGGGCCCCUGCUCAGCUUCUCCCACCCUGGCCCCGGCCCUCUACCCCUCCCACGCCCACCCGCGCCCCUAUUUGGACAAGCAUACAGCCUACUCGCUGACAGGAUACGCUCUGGAGCACCUCUAUGACCCGGAGAGCCUCCGGGGCUAUUGCACCUCCGCCAGCACUGGCCCCACCCAUUAUGAUAUGACCCCGCACCUCCGCAUACCGGCAGAGCAGACUCCUGGACACAAAGGCACCUCUGUCAUUAUCACCAACAGCAGCUAACGCUCAGCUGACGCCCACAAUGGGACUGCAGUCACAUAGCCUGAGCUGGUUCGCUUCAUCAGAGCUUUUUCAUUCUUGAUCCCGUUUGCUUGUUUUUCCAUCAAAUUGAUCAACUCUGAUCUCAGUUGUUGCUUCAUCGUGGAGCCAAAUUUCCACAAAAAUUUUGCUGAAAGUCUGCAAAAGAAAAUCAGUGCAUUUUUCUCUAAAUGGGAAAAUAUGUGAAUAUUCUCAAGAGGGAACAGCAAUCAUGUAAUUACAUCUGCGCUUGUGAUUCUUCGAGAUAAUACGGAUUCAGUGCAGAACUGAAUUUAUGUUGCUUUAUUUGCUUCUUCAGUCCGAGUCGGACACAAAAUUGUAUAUCUGAAAAAGACAAAGUCAUAUUCAUUUCCAAAAAGUGAGACCCAACCUGAAUCAGAACCAGUUUUGAUCGGAAUAAAUUUUCCCAAAGUGUGUUUGACACAAACAGUUCUAAAACAGAGAGAUCACAGACACAGGCAGCAGUUAAUGAGCAGCCCACCUGAGCCACAUGGGUAUUUACACAGAGACCUAAGAGCCACUGUAAUUGUGCAUUACCCCGGUCUAACAGUUAGACUGAAUAUAAUCUGUGCCCCAACACAGAUCGCAACUUGGUGUCAGGUACCAUGAGAACCAUGAGAACCUCUGCUGUGCCUGCUGCCAUAUGUUACACAUGUUGUUUUCAGACACUUACUGAAAUGACUGACACUGUCGUCCGUGGGCAGACAGUGGUUAAAAUUUGGAUGAUAAGCUAUUCAAUGAUGUGACAUCUGUGAUGUGACAGCUGUACGUUCUCCACGGCUGCUGUCACAACACAGCUUCAGUACAGUAUGAUUUCUCUGUUUGUGUCUCAUUAUAGAUUGAUGAGCAUUAAUGGGUUUCUUACAGUAAGAGGGAGACAUAAAACAAGUUGAUCAGUAUGAUGGAAAACAGGGCUGAGUAGAAAAUGUUGCUUCAACACGUGUCCAUCUGUGCCAUCACUUUCACUCUGACUGAGCUCUGUAACUUUUUGCACUAUGAGAGAUGGAGUUCUCGUGAAGAAAUGACUGACGGUCGCUUGUGGUGCACUUUGUUGUGAUGCAGAUGAAACAGCACGAGUUGGCGCUGAAGUGAAAAGUCAUUUCAAACAGAUUAAUAUGCAAAGCCAUUCUCCAGAUGUUUCUUUUCUCUAACUUUUGUAAACUUUCAGGAAAGAAAAAGAGGAACACGUUCAUCAUCGAUAAGAUCGUACAGUAGGAACGGUGGUUACUACACAGUUAAAUGGCUGACGCAGGCUGUCUGCUGUCAUCAUGGUGGAGUCCGGUCUUGACAACACAAUAAAAGUUGUUCCUACUGUACCAGAAACUAAAGUCUCACUGAAGAUCUGGGGGAUAUUUUCCAUCCCGGUGUGUGUGCUCAUCAUUUCUCAGUGACUGGAGGGAGACUGACACCAUAUGCAACUUGACCCGUUGGAAAGCUUGGUAAGGCAGCUUAACCGCAUCCACACAUCCCUGAGGCAACUGUUAAUUAUUGUUAUGUGGGCAUGUUUGUACAACAGGAUUCAAGUUUUCUUCUUUAUCUCCUCCUCGGUCCUUAGAUGAACCUAUAUUUAUACAAGUUUGGGAUUUUUGGUUUGUUUCUUUUUUGUCAAUGCCUGACAUGUGCUCCAUCUCUAAAAGUUAUUUAUGGUGUUCUGUAAAUAUGCUGAGAAAAGAAAAUGGCACCACAUUUAAGCACAUGG